This is a messenger RNA of Notothenia coriiceps (black rockcod), 314 nucleotides long. RefSeq names its product serine palmitoyltransferase 1. The transcript has 3 exons. Lineage: Eukaryota; Metazoa; Chordata; Actinopteri; Perciformes; Nototheniidae. The record is from RefSeq and is a predicted model, not a curated record. The coding region runs from base 54 to 314 and encodes 86 amino acids.
UUUGGAACUCAAACGCAUCACCACAGAUGACGUAGCAGGGGAGGGAGAUAAACAUGGCGUCCGGACAGCAGUGGGUGUUGGUGGAAAUGGUGCAAGCGUUUUAUGAGGCUCCUGCGUACCACCUGAUCCUGGAGGGGAUCCUCAUUCUGUGGAUCAUCAGACUUCUCUUCUCUAAGACCUACAAGCUCCAUGACACCUUUAAACUGACAGAGAAGGAGAAGGAGGAUCUGAUUGAGGAGUGGCAGCCAGAGCCUCUCGUUCCUCUUGUUUCCAAAGACCACCCCUCCCUUAAUUACGAUGUUGUCACAGGGUAA